Molecule: messenger RNA, 3193 nt
Organism: Amphibalanus amphitrite
Lineage: Eukaryota; Metazoa; Arthropoda; Thecostraca; Balanomorpha; Balanidae
Product: activin receptor type-2A-like
Exons: 11
Coding region: 127-2352 (741 amino acids)
Biological process (GO): BMP signaling pathway; protein phosphorylation; cellular response to growth factor stimulus
Cellular component (GO): plasma membrane; signaling receptor complex
Molecular function (GO): ATP binding; transforming growth factor beta receptor activity
Source: RefSeq, a predicted model, not a curated record
AUACACAAUUUUCACAUAGCGCAAAGUGCAUUUAUUUUGGGAUGGAUCAGCUCAGCCAAGCUAAUUAAGGAAAAAAUGGUGCCUUAUGCACCUUGAUUCUGAAGCAGCUAGAAUCACCAGAUAACCAUGACAUCAGUCAUGCAUCUUGCUAUUCUUCUUAUCAUUGGUGCGUCGCUGCGGCCAUCGGCUGCCGCCAUUGCAGAUGGUCUGUUGUGUGCCUACAAGCCACAGUCGCCAGAUGGGCCAACCUACUUCGAGGAAGACGGCCCGUCACUGGGCCGCAUCAUUAGUGACCCCGCCGGCAGCGAUCAGCAGCUGAUGCGCUGUUACGAGCCUGAGAGCUACUGCUUCACCGUAUUGUCAGCACCAGAUGACAAUUCCACGGAGGCAGCGACCCCUAUCCUUUUGCAAGGAUGUGUCAAGAUGUCACAAAUCGUGGCACAGUGUGGUCAGGCUGAGUGCGUGGCGCGUAUCGAGGAUGUUCGCGCGAGAACCCGGUUCUGCUGCUGCCGCGGCUACAUGUGCAACGCCAACGUCAGCCUGGUGCUGGUGCCAACGACGACGGAGCGCGCGCCCGAGCCGCCGGCCGAGCCAGCGCUGAGUCCCCUGCUGGUGGCCACGGUCGCCUGUGUGACGGUGCUCUGCCUGUUCGCCGUGUGCGCGACUCUGUGGUGCCACCGGCGUCGGCUGUUCGGCCAGAAGCCGGUGCCGCCGCCGCCGGCCACCGAACCGUCGCCGUUUACCCCGACCAUCGACCUGUCUGAUCUACAGCUGGGAGAGAUUAUCGGCCGCGGUCGGUACGGCUCGGUCCGAAAGGGCAUCCUCCACGGCGAGGAGGUAGCCGUCAAGAUUUUCCCGGCCUGGUUCCGACACUACUUUCUCUCGGAGCGCGACAUUUACUCGCUGCCCUGGAUGGAGAGCCGGUCGCUGGUGCACUUUUACGGCGCCGACGAGCGGCCGACCGAGGCGGGCGUCGAGUAUCUGCUGGUGAUGUCGCACGUGUCACAGGGCACGCUGCACGACUUUUUGCAGGCCAACACGCUGCAGUUUCAGCAGAUGUGUCAGAUGGCGCUGACGGCCGUCAGAGGCCUGGCGCACCUGCAUACGCCCAUCGACAAACACGGCGUGGUGAAGCCGGCCGUGGCACACAGAGACGUCAACAGCCGCAACAUUCUGGUCCGUGCCGACGGCACGUGCUGCAUCUGUGACCUCAGCUUCGCCAUGAAGAUCAGCGGGGGUCGCUACUACAACCAGGGCGAGGAACUCAGCGCGGAGACCACCUCGCUGAGUGACGUGGGCACGCUGCGUUACAUGGCUCCGGAGGUCCUGGAGGGUGCUGUGAACCUACGCGACUGUGAGACGGCCCUCAAACAGGUGGACAUGUACGCCAUGGCCCUGGUGCUCUGGGAGCUGGCGUCUCGCUGUGUCGACCCCUACCAGGGCAUGGAGGUGCCACCCUACCGACUGCCCUACGAGGCUGAGAUAGGCACCCACCCGACCAUCGAUCAGAUGCAGGUGCUGGUCACCCGUAACCGGGCGCGCCCGCUGCUGCCGGACGUGUGGAAGGACACGAACCCGGCGCUGCGCCAGCUGCGGGAGACCAUUGAGGACAGCUGGGAUCCGGACGGCGAGGCGCGGCUGACGGCGCUCUGCAUGCUGGAGCGCAUCAGCGAGCUGCCGCUGCUCUGGGAGAGAUAUAAAGGUAACCUGGGCCUGAACGGCCCGCUGCCGACGCUGAACCUGGUGAUCCAGCAGCAGGAGCCGGAGAAGGUCAAAUCGGACGUGAACGUGACGAGCGGCGAGCUGACGGAGCUGGAGCCGUCAGAGACGACUGCGGAGACGCUGCUCACACUGUCUCCCGAUCAGGAGAUGAACCUGCGGAACGCCCAGGUUUCCGCACCGCCGCAGUACGUGUCACAGAUUCAGCCGUACCAGGGCCGCAACCCGUGCAUCGAGCGGAACCUCGCGGCGGCUGACCAGUCUUCCGACUAUCUGGUGGACGGUAACACGCUGAUCGAGCGCUCGGCCGCGCCGCCGAACGGCGUGCUGCCGCCCGAGUCGCAGGCGCUGCUCUCGCCGAUCGCGUCGUCGCCGCCGCCGGCGCGCCACGGCGCCACGCCCAUCCCGAUCGUGCAGAACGCCGUGCACGGCGGCGGCGGGCCGACGGCGGGCGCCGAGCCGGCGCCGGCGCGCGGCUGGCUCGGCCGGCUGCGGCGCGCACUGGCCGGUCGCGGCGGCCGCGCCUCGGCCCAGCCGGUGCCGCUGCAGCCGGUGCUGCCCUCGAAGACGGUGAACGUGGAGACGGCCGGCGACUGCGGCGACCCUGAGCGGCCGCGCUCGCUGCCGCUGUAACCGGCCGGCCGCAGGUCCAGUGCUGGGCUGUGAUACCGCACGGCGUCUGCCCCGCCAACGCGCUGUUUGGUACUGCUGCUUUCGCCGCGCCCCACGCCCUUAUUACUUUUGUACUGUGCACUGCUGCCCGAAAACACCUGCGUUCUCUGUGUACUUUAAACGGAUCGGUGUAUGUGCAUGUCAAGUUCUUACAUGCCAAGCCUGUUCGACUGCCUGUAACCGUCGUCUUUGAACCCAGGCCUGCGUACUCUGUUUAUCUUGUGCAGCGCAAAGAUAUUGUCGGCUUCAUAACUGUCGGAUGGAGCGGACUGUACGCACUACGCAGAGCUAGAGGUGCGAACUCCGAUAGACAACUCAAUCAUUGUAUCUGACCGAGAUUCAUUUUAGUUCUCGCGUAAUAAAAAUGGAUUUCGGAAUUAGAUCUGUGGUUGGUAGAAGCUACUUUUUUUUUACUAAUUUCAUUGUACAAAUACUUUUAUUAGUUGCAUGUUUUGCGUAUAAAGCAGCUUUGCGAGACCAACUGAGUGACACGACGCUGUUCAUCUCUCCAAGCUGUGCUGUCGCGGAGUGUGUGCCGUUUUUGCACGCUCUGUUUAUAGAUAAGCGGUCAGCUCUGGUUCCAGACCGAUCAGAUCUGACCAGCGGUGAACGGUGAUGCGAUGGCCGCGGUGCCCGGACGGCGCCAUCACGCGCAGUGUCCUCGCGCCACUGAAGUGCGUGCCCUAGGCGGGGACGAGCGUAACAUAAGUGAGAUUUGAAAAUGUGUGCUAAAAGCUGUUGCUAUUAUAUUUGUGGCAUGAAGGGGACUAGCGGUUUGCCGAAAUGCACGACAAUCCAAACA